AUGUUUCGUCCCGCCGUCCGAGCACUUGCCCGAACGCCUGCUGUCGCAGCCCGUAGCCCGGCGAACACCCGAUUGAUAAGCACCGGCCCGACGAAAUCCAGAAGCUGGAAGAAUACCGUUGCCCGUUUGGGAUUGGCUGGUGGUGCGAUAUACUACUACAACACCAGCAGUGUGUUCUCUGAGGAGCCGUCGUUCUCCGUCCUCGCUCAUUUCCAAAAAAAUGAAGAUGAUGCCUCGAAAUCCUCCCAGACCCUCGACUCCAUUACCCCCAAGAUCCGGGAAGAGCGGGCCGCUGCCCAGGCUCUGGAAGGUGGUGUGAACGCCCAGCAACUUGAGGAGGAGGCCGGGCAGCAAGCCGCGUUUAACCCGGAGACCGGCGAGAUCAACUGGGACUGCCCAUGCCUGGGUGGCAUGGCGCACGGCCCAUGCGGAGAGGACUUCAAGGCCGCGUUUAGCUGUUUCGUGUAUUCCGAGGAGGAGCCCAAGGGCAUAGACUGCAUUGACAAAUUCAAGAACAUGCAAGAUUGCUUCCGUCAACACCCUGAUGUUUACGGUGCCGAGUUGGAAGAUGAUGAGGUUGAGGGUGGUGCGCCCACCAAAUCUCCUUCUACUGGUGAGCAGGAGACUUCCAUUCCCGAGGAGAAGCCUGCUCAGGUCGAGGAAGUCAACAGUGAGGUGAAGGCAAUUCCUGAGGCCGAUACCGACUCGCUGGUUCUCAAGGCUUCACAUGAUGAGGAGAGCCAGGUUCAGACCGAGAAAUAA
Molecule: messenger RNA, 762 nt
Organism: Penicillium odoratum
Lineage: Eukaryota; Fungi; Ascomycota; Eurotiomycetes; Eurotiales; Aspergillaceae
Product: coiled-coil-helix-coiled-coil-helix domain-containing protein
Exons: 3
Coding region: 1-762 (253 amino acids)
Biological process (GO): protein import into mitochondrial intermembrane space
Cellular component (GO): mitochondrial intermembrane space
Molecular function (GO): protein-disulfide reductase activity
Source: RefSeq, a predicted model, not a curated record